Bombus huntii is the source of this 2181-nucleotide messenger RNA. RefSeq lists its product as uncharacterized. Bases 1 to 2181 code for a protein of 726 amino acids. Lineage: Eukaryota; Metazoa; Arthropoda; Insecta; Hymenoptera; Apidae. The transcript is spliced from 5 exons. The record is from RefSeq and is a predicted model, not a curated record.
AUGCAGUUGCGAAAUACAGCAUUAGGUUGGAUCGUCACGGGCGAUACAGGCACAAGGAAGCAACCAUCCAAAGCAACUUGCAAUGCGACACUGAAGGCUCUUCACGAAGAAGUGAACAAAUUCUGGAACGUGGAAGAGGUCUCCUCAAAUAAAAUUUUAUCUCCAGAGGAACAAGCCUGUGAAAUGCAUUAUACGACUCACACCACUCGAGAGUCAACUAGACGAUACAAUGUCCGCUUGCCAUUUAAAACCAAGAGCUCUCAGCUAGGUGACACAUACGGGUUAGCUCUAAAGAGGUUUCUUUCAUUAGCGCGUUCGCUCCGUAAGAAACCUACAUACGGAGCACAAUACCAAGAAUUUUUGAGCGAAUAUAAACAGUUGGGUCACAUGUUUGAGAUUCCGAAUUAUCUGGGGGAUGGCUGUUAUGUAUCUCAUCACGCAGUCAUCAAGGCGGACAGUGUCCCGAAGGUGCGCGUCGUCUUCGAUGCUUCUGCCCUAUCAUCAUCAGGAAAAUCAUUAAAUGAUUUGUUAAUAAUAGGCCCUACCAUCCAAGACGAUUUAUUCGCCUUGACUAUAAGAUUCCGGACAUACAAGUACGUAUUCGCUGCCGAUAUAGCGAAAAUGUACCGGCAAAUAAACAUUCACCCGGAGGAUCGGAGGUAUCAUAAAAUUCUUUGGAGGGAAAACAUAAACGACCCAAUAAAAACAUACCAACUAAAUACAGUGACAUACGGUACCGCAUCCGCACCAUACGUGGCAAUACGUACACUACAGCAGCUAGCACAAGACGAAGAACAGACUUAUCCGAUAGGGGCACGGGCAUUGAAACGGGAUUUUUAUGUCGACGAUCUGUUAACCGGGCAAACCACUCUCGAGAAGGCAACAUUGCUACGGGAUGAACUCAUUAACAUAACCAUGAAAGGAGGAUUCGAGCUCAGACAGUGGGUAUCAAACGAACCAAAUUUAAUAGAGUCUAUAUGCAUGACAUCAGAUGCUUCGGAACACCUCUUGCUAGAUGACAAAGACAGCAAGAAGGCUUUGGGACUACAGUGGAAAGCUACGCAAGAUACUCUAGGCUAUUCCUUAAAACAAGAAGCAAAGGUGCACAAGAUAACAAAACGGACAAUACUCUCGAGAGUAUCUCAACUAUUCGACCCAUUAGCUUGGGACGAUGCUGUACCACACAACAUUCGGGUAGCAUGGGUAAAAUUCCAAGAGCAGCUACGGAAAAUUCAUCAAGUUACCAUUCUUAGACGGGUCACUAUAGAGAACAGUAUCAGGUUACAACUACACGGAUUCGCCGAUGCCAGUGAGCGAGCAUACGGAGCAUGCAUUUAUUUUCAUAGCACAGACCUCCAAGACAAGCAUUGGAGCCAUUUAUUAUGCUCAAAGUCCAGAGUAGCGCCGCUGAAAACGCAAUCCUUACCCAGAUUGGCAGUGUUGCUCAUCCAGAUAUUCAGCAGCGUCACCAAAGCUUUACAUCUGGCAGUUCAACCAAGCAUCUUUUGGUCAGAUUCAACAAUAGUAUUACAUGGGAUAAACACUCCACCUCACUCGCUUAAACCAUUUGUUGCAAAUAGGGUCACCGAAAUUCUUCAAAGCAGUAACGUAACUCAGUGGCGACAUGUACCAUCAAGCGACAAUGCGGCGGACAUCUUAUCUCGAAGAGGGAACAUGGAAGACCUUCCGAUAGAAGUACCGGAGAAACGAAAGGUUACAACGUUAGAAACAACUAUAGCAACCCAAAGUCAGAUACUGGACAGAUUUUCCUCACUCCCACUACUCAAACGAGUCAUUGCCUAUUGUCCCAGAUUUUCUAACAACACGAGACAGCAAUCAAAACGCAGGGGAGACCUAACUGUAGAAAAACUACAGCACGCAAGCAAAAGAAUCAUAGGCAUGCUUCAAAAAAUGGCAUUCUCGAACGAAAUACAGGACUUAGUCGCUAACGCAACAGCAACACAGUCAGAGCUGCAAUAUGAGCAGAAACACCCGGCCGUAUUACCACAAUAUCAUCAUGUCACAGAUUUAAUUAUUCGCGAAGCGCACAUAAACCAGAGUCACAGCGGCGUUCAAGGCACACUACACGCAAAUGCAAACCAGAACCCUUACAUAUCCUAUAGGCCAACUUCCAGUAAAUCGAGUCAGAUUCUCGAGGCCAUUUCUGGUUAUAGGGAUUGA